AUAAACGAUAUCGUUCAUACCCCGCAAACAAUUUGCGGCCAGUAAAUAGCGUUAAAAACAAUAAAAGUAAGAGCUUAGAGCAUCUUAAAAAUAUUUGACAGUAAACUUUUUAAACUCUUACGUCAUUGUAACGUAAAAAUUGUACUUUAAGUGAAAUAUUUUUUGAAAUAAUCAAUAAAUAAAAUUAAGAUGGUGGAAAAAAAAGAGAAAGAUGAAAAGGUUGCUCGGAAAGACAGAAAACGCUCAGGAUCAUCAAGUUCUAAUGACAGUUCCAGCUCAUCAUCCAGCAGUUCAUCGUCUUCAAGCUCCAGCAGUUCAUCAUCAUCUUCGUCAUCUAGCAGUGGUGGCGAUCGUCGCAAACGUCGCCCAUCACGAUCCAAAAGCCGUAGCCCCGUGAGAAAACUUGAUUCGAAAGAAAAAGAUGGAAAAGACCGUCCCAAGUCUCGAGAUCGUGCUCGCUUGAGUUCUGAACGUGAUGGUAAUAAACGUCGAGGAUCAUCAGAUCGUCGUUCCCGAUCAAAGGACAGAGUUCGUCGCUCAAAGGAUCGAAGCCGCUCAAGAUCUCGUUCUACUUCAAUUCGUCGAAAACGUGAAAGAUCUCCAACUCCACGUCCGUCACGCAUUCAUAUUGGUCGUUUGACACGUAAUGUCACUAAAGAGCAUGUCAUUGAAAUCUUUAGUUGCUAUGGAGAAAUUAAGAACGUUGAAUUUCCAACUGAUCGCUAUCAUCCUCAAAACGGUCGAGGAUUUUGCUACGUCGAAUAUACAAACCCAGACGACGCUGAAAAUGCAAUGAAACAUAUGGACGGUGGACAAAUUGACGGAAAUGAAGUAACAGCUGCACCAGUUCUCAAUCCAAAGCCAUUGGCAAUGCGUAGAAGUCCAAUGAGACGUGGCCCUCCACCAAUGCGUAAUCGCUGGCGUGAUAUGAGAAAUCGUCGCAACGAUAGACGAUCUCCGGAUCGUCGUGACAGACGCUCACCACGUCGCAGAAGUCGCAGUCCACGUCGUCGUCGCUCAGUUUCUUCUGAUAGCUCACGUUAAAAAUGAACAAUCAUCAAUCAUUUCUCUUCAACUCUCACAAUUAAUAAUUAUAAAUUUUUGAACAUUUGUGAAGAAACAUAAAUAAAAAAUUUCUGAUAUAAAAACA
Messenger RNA from Clunio marinus, 1150 nucleotides. The record is from the annotation of a GenBank genome assembly. Lineage: Eukaryota; Metazoa; Arthropoda; Insecta; Diptera; Chironomidae.